Messenger RNA from Lycium ferocissimum, 1198 nucleotides. RefSeq names its product nuclear transcription factor Y subunit B-10-like. The coding region runs from base 158 to 586 and encodes 142 amino acids. The transcript has 5 exons. Gene Ontology annotation, biological process: regulation of transcription by RNA polymerase II. Lineage: Eukaryota; Viridiplantae; Streptophyta; Magnoliopsida; Solanales; Solanaceae. Gene Ontology annotation, molecular function: DNA-binding transcription activator activity, RNA polymerase II-specific; protein heterodimerization activity; RNA polymerase II cis-regulatory region sequence-specific DNA binding. The record is from RefSeq and is a predicted model, not a curated record. Gene Ontology annotation, cellular component: nucleus; CCAAT-binding factor complex.
AGUUUUAUAUUAAUUGAGUGAACGGACGGUGUUGAUAGGGGAAAAAGGAAAAGAGAGCUUCAUCUGAGUCGUCUCCCUUUCUCCACUCUUCUCCAACGUCCGAUCUUCUUCUCCUUCAAUCCCUUCUUCUCGCGCCUAAUUUUACAUAUCCCCAGGUAUGGCAGAUGGACAAGGUUCAUCUAGGUCGCCUCCGAGUCCUAAUGGAGGUGGUAGUCACGAGAGCGGUGGGGACCAGAGCCCUAGGUCUAACGUACGUGAACAGGACAGGUUUCUACCUAUCGCUAAUAUUAGUCGAAUCAUGAAGAAGGCUUUACCUGCUAAUGGAAAAAUUGCUAAGGAUGCUAAGGAGACUGUUCAGGAAUGUGUUUCUGAGUUCAUUAGCUUCAUCACCAGCGAGGCAAGUGACAAGUGCCAGAGAGAGAAAAGAAAGACUAUUAAUGGUGAUGAUUUGCUAUGGGCAAUGGCAACUCUUGGGUUUGAAGAUUAUAUUGACCCACUCAAGGUGUAUCUUGCUCGGUACAGAGAGGUAAUGAUCACUACGUUUCUGAUUCAGCUUUUCCCUGUGACCUUUCUUGAUGGAGUAUAAAUUGAUGGAUUUUUCUUUUUGUGGUUGGUGGGAUACCUGUUGGGAUGAAUGGAUUGUUGCAGAUGGAGGUAAUUGAAUGUCUAUCAUAAUGUCUUUAUAGUCAUUUCCAUUUCUUUUCUUUCUUUUCUUUUCUUUUGCUGUGGGAGCAACUGAUUCAUUUUUUAGGGUGACACAAAGGGAUCGGCAAAGGCUGCUGAUGGCUCUACUAAGAGAGAUGGGAUGCAACCUGGUCCUAAUUCACAGCUUGGACAUCAAGGUUCAUUCUCCCAAGGAAUGAAUUACGGGAACUCUCAGGGUCAGCAUAUGAUGGUCCCGAUGCAAGGGACAGACUAGCCCGGUUGUCUUUGCUCCGUUUGAGAUGGUUGGACUUAAAGCAUAUUCUAUAUAUAGAUCCUCCGUUGUAAGCUCUGUAUCAUGGUCGAUUUAUUUUAGUGCUCUCCAGUCAGGGCCAUGUCAUAUUUAAGUUUGUAAAUUUAGGAGAUGUUCAAUAUAGACCUGAUUGUUUGUAGUAAUAAGGAGAACCAUUACCUAGUAUUUCAUUUUUACCUCAUGUCAAUUGCAGGAUGUUGAUCCGUUUUGGAUGUUAAAUAUUGCCUUUUUAUUUUUCUUCUA